Messenger RNA from Pezoporus occidentalis (night parrot), 1450 nucleotides. RefSeq names its product pancreatic and duodenal homeobox 1 (gene PDX1). The record is from RefSeq and is a predicted model, not a curated record. Bases 179 to 955 code for a protein of 258 amino acids. NCBI's taxonomy places the organism in Eukaryota, Metazoa, Chordata, Aves, Psittaciformes, Psittacidae. Gene Ontology annotation, biological process: regulation of transcription by RNA polymerase II; type B pancreatic cell differentiation. Gene Ontology annotation, cellular component: nucleus. Gene Ontology annotation, molecular function: RNA polymerase II cis-regulatory region sequence-specific DNA binding; DNA-binding transcription factor activity, RNA polymerase II-specific. The transcript is spliced from 2 exons.
GGAGGGCCGCGGGAGGGCUCACGUGGGGAGCGGCACCUAUGGGGAGGCGGCGGGAGCCGGGCGGGCGGCGGGGCCCAUCGGGGCGGCGAGCUGUCAAAGAGGCAUCCCGGGAGCUGGGAGCGGGAGCAACCCUAUGUGUCUCUAAGCUGCGAGACCCCCCGCCCCGGUCCCGCUCGCCAUGAACACCGAGGAGCAGUAUUACGCCUCGGCACAGCUCUAUAAGGAGUCGUGCGCAUUUCAGAGAGCCCCGGCACAGGAUUACAGCCCCGGCCCCCCCGCUUGCCUGUACAUGGGCAGGCAGCAGCAGACUCCUUACCCCAGCGCCUUAGGGGCUCUCGAGCAAGGCAGCCCGCCAGACAUCUCACCUUAUGAGGUGCCCCCCAUCACAGAAGAUGCCGGGGUCUCCCACCUUCACCACCACCACCAUCAUCUGCCUCCUCUCCACCAGGACGCGCUGCCUUUCGCAGACGGCGCGGACACGGGGGCGACAGAGGAGACCCGAGUACAGGUGCCUUUCGCCUGGAUGAAGUCCACCAAAUCUCACGCCUGGAAGGGACAGUGGACCGGGGGGUCCUACGUGGUGGAGCCGGAGGAGAGCAAGCGGACGAGGACGGCGUACACCCGGGCUCAGCUUCUGGAGCUGGAGAAGGAGUUUCUCUUCAACAAGUACAUCUCCAGGCCGCGGCGGGUGGAACUAGCUGUCAUGUUGAACUUGACCGAGAGGCACAUCAAGAUCUGGUUCCAGAACCGGCGGAUGAAGUGGAAGAAGGAAGAGGACAAAAAGCGAGGGGCGGGCAACAGCAAUGACCCGGAGCAAGACUGCGUGGUGUCCCCCGGGGAGCUCCAGGGCAAGGAAGAUCUCCAGCCGUGCCCCGCCGGGAACCUGCCCUCGGGGGGCUCCAGGGACCCGCUCGCCCCCAGCCUCGCCCCCAGAAGGCAGACGGAUUCCCGGUGAGCCACGGGGAGUCCCACGCCCCUGGCUGAGGAAGAGGAGACAGGGGAGAGAGCCGGGAAGCUGGCGCCGGCUUCCCGCCGCCGUGCCGUGACCGACCCUCGCCCGCCUUCCCUGGGGAAACUCGAUGACCCCACUCCGAAACUCCCGUCCUGAGAAAGUUAAACGAAAGUGCUCGGCUGUAGCGAGGAGAGGCUCGCUGCGGGCCGUGGGGCCGGAGGAGGCCGCAGUCAGCCUCUGGGAUGGCGGCGAGCUGGGCCCCACUUUCCCGGGGCACCCCGCGUCUCAGCGGGCCCGACGGGGCAGCUUUCCCCGGGGAAGGCGGGUCUCGGGUGGGCACCGACGGUGUGCGCAACUCUGGGUACACGGAGCUGUCUGGAAACUGGAGGAGAAGCGAGCUAACGCCGCCUUACCGCUGGCGGCUGCUCCGCCAGGGCGCGGGACCCGCCGUGCCCGGAGCUGCACAAGAGCGGCCGCAGAGCCAGGCAUCCUGGGCCU